Molecule: messenger RNA, 1563 nt
Organism: Chrysemys picta bellii (western painted turtle)
Lineage: Eukaryota; Metazoa; Chordata; Testudines; Emydidae
Gene: RPA2
Product: replication protein A2
Biological process (GO): nucleotide-excision repair; DNA replication; double-strand break repair via homologous recombination
Cellular component (GO): chromosome, telomeric region; DNA replication factor A complex; nucleus
Molecular function (GO): single-stranded DNA binding
Source: RefSeq, a predicted model, not a curated record
UGGCUGGAGCGUGGCGCGAGCCCUGAGUGUCGGGCUCGCUGACUGGGUGGUUGCUUGUGGCGCGCAGAGGAGCUGUUAGAGGCAGGAGCCGAGCGUGUCCUGGGCUGAGUGUGUGGCGGGGUGUCCGCAGCACCCAUGAUGUGGAGCAGUCACGGUGGCUUUGAGAGUGGCUAUGGAGGGUCUGCAAUUAGUGGAGGAUACACACAGUCCCCAGGGGGGUUUGGAUCUCCUGCAGCCACCCAGGGAGAAAAGAAACAGAGAUCCCGCUCCCAGAAUAUUGUGCCAUGUACAGUGUCUCAGUUACUUGCUGCUGAGCAGAUUGAUGAGACGUUCAAGAUCCGAGAAGUAGAGAUCUCACAGGUUGUUAUCAUGGGAAUAAUCAGACAGGCAGAGAAAGCACCAACCAACAUCCUCUACAAAAUAGAUGAUAUGACUGCAGCCCCGAUGGAUGUCAGACAGUGGGUUGAUACUGAUGAGGCAGGGAGUGAGAAUGUUGUGGUGCCCCCAGGAACUUACGUGAAAGUGGCUGGUCAUCUUCGAUCGUUCCAGAAUAAAAAGAGCCUGGUAGCAUUUAAGAUCAUGCCUCUGGAAGAUAUGAAUGAGUUCACCACACACUUAUUGGAAAUUGUCAACGCACAUAUGGUCCUCAGAAAAAGCAUCAUGACAACAUCAAAAAUGCCUCCGUCUCUGGGCUCCUUUGGGAUGGGUGAUAUGGCAAGCUAUGGAUGUGGCAGUAGUGUGCCAGUGAAUGGACUUACAGCACAUCAGAGUCAGGUGUUAAAUUUGAUUAAAAGCUGCUCUGAUCCAGAAGGCUUGAGCCUGACGGAGCUGAAAUCCCAACUACAUAACAUCAAUAUGAUAACAAUCAAGCAAGCGGUUGAAUUUCUUAGCAGUGAGGGACACAUCUAUUCCACUGUGGAUGACGAUCACUAUAAAUCUACAGAUGCUGAAUAAAGGUGCUUCUGAGAGUUGCCCUAUCUUGCUGGGUUUGGUUCCAUGCAAGCACCAAUUUAUGCUGUACUUACAGUACUAUGUGUACAUAUCUUAAAGUAGCUCUGCCAAGCUUUUCUCUGCAGAAGGUGAUCUCUGCUACUUACAUCCCUUGAAAGCAGCAGCUACUCUGUGAGCAUACAGAAUUCUCAAACCAAGAGCAGCAAAGUAAAUGUACAGUAUUCCCCUAACCAGACUCAAAUAAUAUGAGACCGAGUGACCAAAGCUUAACCAGGUGUUCAGGGGAGAAAUGACCUCCAUGUGAAGAACUGGAAGCUUCAGAGCCUUUGUUCAUCUAGUAUCCAUCUCAUAUAGCACCACUGGUAAGGGGGGGAGAGAGUGGGUCUGCCCAGCCUCGUCACUGGCCGAUUGUUCUGAAAUGGCUUCUCAGCUUGGCCAGCCUUCAGCCUGUUUAAUUCAUAAAGGUGGGUUAUUCUUAGAGAGCCUGGCAAGGUACAGUGCUUAAGAAUAGUUGUCUACUUUCUGCACUUCUUACAUCUAUAUUUGUAUUACAGGAUGAUCCUGUUAAUGAAACUUUUGAUAUUCCAAUAAAGCUUUUUAAUUUGGGUUAAA